AAUUAAGCGUUAUCCAAAUGCAACAUCCAGCUGGUUAGUGGGGAUAUUUCACCAAACCCUGGCCCAAACACAAGUCCUGAAGAAGCGGGGAGAAGUGAAACUCGGCGAAAGUGUUUAGAUUCGAAUAUUAAAAUUGCACAUUUGAAUAUUCGUUCUAUUAAAAAUCGAAAUAGUUUUCUCCUUGUGAAAGAAGCAUUAAUGAAACACAAGUUUGAUAUCCUGACAAUCAACGAGACCUGGCUCGAUAACUCUAUUACUGAUGCUGAAAUAUGGAUCCCCGGCUACAACAUCUAUCGACUCGAUCGCGUAUCUAGAGUAGGUGGCGGUGUGUGUGUCUACACGAAGGAUAAUUUUAAGAUUAGCAGUUUGAAUGAUUUAUCAUAUAUAGCAGAUUCAGGCCUACAGAUGUUAUGGCUCAAAGUUCAGGUUGGAAAUUUACGAUCCUUUUUAAUCUGUACUGCCUAUAGACCACCAAAUGCCCCCUUAAAUUGUUUUGAAACGGAUUUUAGUCGCACCCUAGUAUCCGCCUUGCUGAUGAGUAAAUCAAUAUACAUAUUAGGAGAUUUAAACUGUAAUGUCUUAAACACUGGUGAUCCUACAUGCCAAGCUCUAUUGAAUUUCUGCUCCACUUUUAACUUGGCCCAACUAAUAACCCAACCUACGAGAAUAACAGCGACUUUGUUAGAUGUUAUACUCGUUUCGAACAAAGAGCUUAUAAUUGAAUCUAAUAUGGUACCAAUUUCAAUAAGCGAUCAUGACUUAGUAUAUGCCACCCUGAAGUUAAAGAAAGAACGUCAAAAGCCUGUUUAUGUUAAUACCAGAAGCUUUCGACAAAAUAAUCCCAAUUCGUUUUCUCAAGAUAUGUCGUACGCACCUUGGUCGGUUAUAAAUGUUUUUGAUGAUAUAGACGACAAGCUUAAUGCAUUUAACCUGAUAUUGAAUAAUAUCUUGGACUUGCAUGCUCCUAUCAAAAGAGUUAAAGUAAGAAGUCGACAAAACCCGUUUAUAUAACUGAAGAACUUCGCUGCAUGUCUCAUGAAAACUAGAGACCACUGGAGGAAAUUGGCUAGACAAACAAAUGACACCUUAGCUUGGGCGGCUUAUAGAAAUUUUAAGAAGGAAGUGAGGCGAGAAAUUAGAUUAGCCGAACAAGAGCAUAUCAUGGAACAAAUAAUGAGUAAUCCCAACAACAAAAGAAGUAUUUGGAAAACAAUACGAUCUUGUAUCCCAAAACAAACCACGCGACAGAAGUCCUAUAAUAGAGAUGAAAAGAUCAUUGCAAAUGAGUUUAACACUUAUUUUACGACUCUUGGCCAAAUAACUUCUGAACAAAUAAAUUCCAAGGCCGCUCAAUCUAAUUAUGACUUAACACAACCAGCAGUCCCCACUCAAGAAUACCCAGAUGAUGAACAAUUUUUCUUUAAGCCGAUGAGCAGCGGAGAAAUCGAGAAUGUUAUUCGCUCAAUGCCAAUGAAUAAGGCACCUGGCCAUGAUAAAAUACCUAUACGCGUGAUUAAAGAUAGCCUCCCUGCAAUCCUUUUACCUAUCACCUCAAUCGUCAAUGCGUCUUUAUAUUCUACAUGCCAGUUUCCAAGUACUUGGAAGAAGGCUGAG
Messenger RNA from Paramuricea clavata, 1614 nucleotides. The record is from the annotation of a GenBank genome assembly. Lineage: Eukaryota; Metazoa; Cnidaria; Anthozoa; Malacalcyonacea; Plexauridae.